AUGGCGUCUGCUAUAUGUCGGAGUCCUUCUCUGUGUAACUUGGCCCUACUGGACGUCCAAGUCACCGGCGUCGAGGAGACACAAACCGCCGGGAAAAUACAGUAUGCCUUCUGCCUGGACCUGCAAUGGUCGGACUAUAGGAGGGACGUGGUGUGGCGGAAUUAUUACGAGUUCGUGGAGCUGCACAACGCGCUGCUCAGUGUGUUCAAGGAGUACAGCAAACCCCGACCGGGCAGGCAGCCUUUACCCGCGAUACCAGCCCGGCAGUUCUUUAGAAGAAACGACAGAAAGCUAGCAGAAAGUAGGAGACCGCAGAUUCAACAAUAUGUACAGCAGUUAAUUAGGUUACCUCAGAAGGUAUCACAGAGUUCCGUGGUGCUGUCGUUUUUCGAGAGAAGACCAGACGACCCGCCGCCGCCGUGCCAGUGUAGCGAGGACUUCGCGCGGAAGCACAUGUCACAGAAGCUGCAGAACGGGAGCGGCGGGCCGCAGGAGAACGGAGACAACAGCUGCAGUACCAGCGCUGACAGCAGUCCUAAGAAACCGAGGUCGAGAACAUUGAAAGACAUCGACGGCCAGGAAAUGACGAGUAGUAACGAGGGAAGUCCAACAAAGGCCAAAUUCAAAACAUCGUGGGAAUCUCCAGAGUUUCAGAAAUUUCACAGAUUAUCCUAUACUAUAGCAUGGGAUUGUGCGGAUCUUAUGGGGGAAAUGGAAGACCUUGAGGACGGAGAAACUAUGUGGCAAGAAAUGGAACUGGGCAGUUGAAAUACCCCCCAAACAACCCACGAUCAUCUUGUAUCAAGUACAUGGACAACUCCACCCGC
Branchiostoma belcheri (Belcher's lancelet) is the source of this 827-nucleotide messenger RNA. Its product is annotated as SH3 and PX domain-containing protein 2A-like. NCBI's taxonomy places the organism in Eukaryota, Metazoa, Chordata, Leptocardii, Amphioxiformes, Branchiostomatidae. Gene Ontology annotation, molecular function: superoxide-generating NADPH oxidase activator activity; phosphatidylinositol binding. The coding region runs from base 1 to 768 and encodes 255 amino acids. The record is from RefSeq and is a predicted model, not a curated record. Gene Ontology annotation, biological process: superoxide anion generation. The transcript has 6 exons.